This is a messenger RNA of Clupea harengus (Atlantic herring), 3213 nucleotides long. RefSeq names its product potassium voltage-gated channel subfamily A member 3-like. The record is from RefSeq and is a predicted model, not a curated record. Gene Ontology annotation, cellular component: voltage-gated potassium channel complex; membrane. Gene Ontology annotation, biological process: potassium ion transmembrane transport; protein homooligomerization; action potential. NCBI's taxonomy places the organism in Eukaryota, Metazoa, Chordata, Actinopteri, Clupeiformes, Clupeidae. Gene Ontology annotation, molecular function: protein binding; delayed rectifier potassium channel activity.
CAUUCAUAAAACCCAGUGUUUACGGUCAGCUGUGUGUUGUUGUCUCGAGAGGACUUUAUUACGUGUUGCUUUCAGCAUGCACCCUGUUGCUCACGAGAAAGAGCAACCUUUUUAAGGAUUUUAUGUUAACCCGUUUGUUUUUAAAACUAUGUUUUCCGGGUGGCAAAUGCAGCUAGAUGGCGCGCAUCUGGGGGUCGCUGUUUAUGUCAAGUUGGGUUUCAAUUGGGCAAACGGUGUAAGUGUGUCAGACAUAUGCGUGCCGUGGGCGGGAAUAGACAUGUGUUUAUAGCGCGCGCUCUGUGGGGCGGCAGCAGACGGAGAGGAGACAGGGGAGAGCCGAUAGGCAGCACGCGCUGGCUGCUUAACCGAAGGCUGGGUGGGGGAGCCGGAGCCCUCUGUCCCCGCGCGCGCACACCUGUAUGGAUGACCACUUUAACCUCAUCGACUCGCCCUCCGUCAGGCACCGAGGCACCAGCGAGGAGCACAGCUACGGGGACGGGGACAAAGCCAUCAUGACAGUUGUUGCUUCUGACAGCAUGCUGGAGGAAACGGCCGUGCUCCCCACUCACCUGCCCGUGGAUCGAUACGAACCCCAGCACGAGUGUUGUGAGCGGGUGGUCAUCAACAUUUCGGGCUUGCGCUUUGAAACGCAGCUCAAAACUUUUAACCAGUUUCCAGAUACAUUACUCGGGGACCCAAAAAAGAGGAUGCGUUACUUUGACCCCCUGAGAAACGAAUAUUUCUUUGACAGAAAUCGACCCAGCUUCGAUGCUAUUUUGUACUAUUUUCAGUCAGGUGGGCGCAUUCGCAGACCCGUAAAUGUCCCCAUAGAUGUUUUCUCCGAGGAAAUAAGAUUUUACCAGCUUGGCGAGGAAGCCAUGGAAAAAUUUCGAGAUGAUGAGGGCUUCAUAAAGGAAGAGGAGCGCCCGUUGCCAGAUCAUGAAUUCCAAAGGCAGGUCUGGCUUUUGUUCGAAUACCCCGAGAGCUCUGGGCCAGCGAGGGGCAUCGCCAUCGUGUCAGUGCUAGUGAUUCUCAUCUCCAUCGUCAUAUUUUGUCUGGAGACUUUGCCUGAAUUUCGGGAUGACAGAGACCCUGUCACAGUGGCUCCAACAAUAAACGGAACUAGCCCCUACGUCCGGAGCCCCUUUACAGACCCCUUUUUUAUCAUAGAAACACUUUGUAUCAUUUGGUUUUCUUUCGAACUGUCGGUCAGGUUCUUCAGCUGCCCCAGCAAAGCCGUUUUCUCCAAAAACAUCAUGAACAUCAUCGACAUCGUGGCCAUCAUCCCCUACUUCAUCACCCUAGGGACGGAGCUCGCUCAGAGUCAGGGCAACGGGCAGCAAGCCAUGUCGCUCACCAUUCUUAGGGUGAUUAGGCUCGUGCGAGUUUUUCGCAUUUUUAAACUCUCUCGACACUCCAAGGGACUUCAGAUUUUAGGUCAGACUCUGAAAGCCAGCAUGAGAGAGCUGGGACUGUUAAUUUUCUUCCUUUUCAUUGGAGUUAUUUUGUUCUCCAGCGCGGUUUACUUCGCGGAGGCAGACGACCCUACCUCGAGUUUCAGUAGCAUUCCAGAUGCGUUCUGGUGGGCUGUUGUAACCAUGACUACGGUUGGAUAUGGGGAUAUGCACCCAGUAACGAUAGGUGGUAAAAUAGUGGGCUCUCUAUGUGCCAUCGCGGGAGUGCUCACCAUCGCGCUCCCUGUGCCCGUCAUAGUAUCCAAUUUCAACUACUUUUAUCACCGCGAGACAGACGGAGAGGAGCACGCUCAGUAUCUUCACGUGGGCAGCUGCCAGCACCUCUCCUCCACCGAGGAGCUCAAACGGACGCGCAGCACCUCAUCGCUCAGCAAGUCGGAGUAUAUGGUGGUAGAGGAGGGGAUCAAUAACGCAUUCAAACAGCCAAACUUCACUAAUCAGAAAAACCAAAACUGCGUGACUAUCAAAAGGAUUUUCACCGAUGUCUAACGCCGACCAGUUCGUUGUCAGUGUUCAAUUUAUAUCAGUUCAACACUUGAAAUUAUUUAUAAAUCGUUGGAUAAACAUCGUUAUGUGCAGGUGCAGAUCUUCCAUGAACGUUGCGUUAGAGGGUUCGUGUGUAUGAAUAACAUAUGGGCGGCAUCAAACAAACGGACUCGCCUUUGGGUUCCGCACGGUACCAAUAUGUCCAGUAGUUCAGUGCAGACCCAACUUGUUGCUUUAUUUCGUCCACCGGAAACAGGGGUCCUAAUGUCAAACAUGAUUGUGCUUAUUUUGUGAUGGACGUCAAGUAAAGGUCUAUGUUUGCUUUCGGUGUUUCAUAUAUAGAUAUGUAAUUAUAGCCUAUAUAUACAUACAUAUAUUCACUGUGAGAGGUUUUAAUGUGAUAUUCUCAGUAUCUAUCCAAGAUUUGUUCAAAGGUGACUACCGUUAACGUGAUGAAACGAUUGUUAUAGGAAGCAAUGUCAGACAGUGGCAGUCCUGUCUUCUGUUAUUACUGUUGAAUCACACUCAGUUCAGUUUGGAACGGAAAUAACCUAUGCUGCCAUUACAAUAUAAAGUGGACUUACGAGUGAAAUGUUCUACAUAUAAUGUUGAAUUAAUUACAUUAUUAAAUAAUAUAUCUAAACAAUCAUAUAUUCCGAUGAAAUAAGGAAUAGAAGUCAGAGAAUGUCACCGCUGGAUGCACUUGGUUGCACGUUUUGUUUGCGAUUUGAUGUAUGGCAACUGUUGUUGACACUGAAAUUAGCAUCACAGCACGUGCUAAACGACCGAGGGUGGACAAAGUAAACAUGUUUUUCCUGCAAAACGUGGCACUGGCAAGUUUCUCUCGGGAGGACUGGACUCGAUGGAAAAGACUGCCGGACGUCUUUCAUCUCGGGAGCGGUGGAAGAAGAGAGAUCAGCGAGGACACGCCUCCGAGUCGACGCCAAUGAGCCCGCCUUGUGAUGCAGUCUCCAUAGCGACUUCGGUUUCCUGGGAUGGAAUGCAUCGUGGAGGCGUUGUCAUGUCAACACACAAUACUCCUCUCCACUUUGCUCCAGACCAAAGGCUCUCUGGAGAACAGGGGAGGCUUGUCCAUAAGGGCGAUUGGGGCGACGCACUGCCUACGGGAAAAGGAGAUAUUUUUUUUCUGUCGGAUUUUACCACUAGACCGCCUGAUCCAUAGACAUACAGUAUAUACAUGUAUAUAUGUCUAUGGUCUGAUCUGCCUCUGAAUGUCAUUGUCCAAUCAGGC